AUGUUAAUUAAAACUUGUAGAUUUGCUUUUAUAACAACAAGUAAUGAAAAACCGUUUCGUUUAGCUGUAAUAGGUAGCGGGCCUGCAGGAUUUUAUACAGCAUAUCAUAUGUUGAAAAAAUAUCCAAAUACCUUGUUAGACAUGUAUGAAGCUCUUCCGAUACCUUUCGGUUUAGUUCGUUAUGGAGUUGCUCCUGACCACCCAGAAGUCAAGAAGGUUCAACAUAAAUUUGAUGAAGUUGCGCAAGAUCCACGAUUUACAUUCAUUGGUAAUGUAAAAUAUGGUCAAGAACUUAAAAUAACGGACUUAAGUGAACAUUAUGAUGCAAUGGUUUUUUCAUAUGGAGCGAGUCAAGAUAAAACUCUUGGUAUCAAAAAUGAAGAUUCAUCUAUUAAAAAUAUUUUUUCGGCACGUAUAUUCGUUGGUUGGUAUAAUGGUUUACCACAAUAUCGAAAUUUAAAACCUGAUCUUUUAUAUACUGAUACAGCAAUUAUAAUUGGUCAUGGUAAUGUGGCAUUGGAUGUAGCAAGAAUAUUAUUAAUGGAUAUUGAUGAAUUAAGUAAAACGGAUAUUACCGAAUAUGCUCUAGAAAUUCUGAGGAAAAGUCGAAUUCGGAAUGUGAUACUUGUUUCAUUUACGUCCAAAGAAUUGCGUGAAAUGAUGAAUUUACCAAAUACGAGAUUUCAUACUGAUUUUGAAUUUUUGAAAACAGAACUGUCAACAUAUUCAGAAUAUAUUUCUAGGAACCGAGAAAAAUCGUGGACACUUAAAUUCUUAAGAAGUCCCAUUGAAUUUAUAAUGAAAGAAGAUCAAAAUGUUCAUUCAAUUAAAUUUAAUGUGAAUAAACUUGAAGGACCGAUAGGAAAACGAAUUGCAAUACCUACGGGAAUUAUAGAAGAGAUAGAAACGGGAUUGGUUAUUAAAAGUCUUGGAUAUAAAAGUGUUCCAUUGAAUGGAGUUCCAUUUGAUGAAAAAAGAGGAAUUGUACCUAAUAAGGGAGGGAAAAUAUUGGAUUUAGAAGGAAAUGAAGUACCUGGACUUUAUGUAUCAGGAUGGCUUAAAACUGGAGCACAUGGAGUAAUAGCGACAACAAUGAAUGAUGCAUUUGAAACUGCUGAAAUGAUCAUAUCAGAUAUUCAAUCCAAUAAACCCAUGAUUUCCCCAAAAAAUACGGAAAAUAAAGAAAAUACAGAAAAUAUGAAAUUAGGUUCAAAAGCAAUUUUACCUAUUCUUCAUAAUCGAGGAAUUCGUACAGUUUCUUAUCAAGACUGGAAGAAAAUAGAAGAAAAGGAAGUUGAAGUAGGAAAACAAAGACAUAAGCCAAGAGAGAAAUUUGGAACUCAAAAUCGGGAUACCAACGAAGUAGUUGCAUUAAAACGUAUAAGAUUAGAUAACGAAGAGGAAGGGGUUCCAUGCACUGCAAUACGCGAAAUAUCAUUAUUGAAAGAGUUGAAACAUGCAAAUAUAGUGAGACUUUAUGAUGUCUUACAUACAGAAAAGAAACUGACACUAGUAUUUGAAUAUUUGGAUUCAGAUUUAAAAAAAUUCUUAGAUACUUAUGGGGGAGAUUUGGAUGUUCUGACGAUUAAGCAAUUAAUGUAUCAACUAUUGAAAGGAAUCGCAUUUUGUCAUGAACAUCGGGUUUUACAUAGGAAAGGUGAAUUAAAAUUGGCCGAUUUUGGUCUUGCGCGUGCUUUUGGAAUUCCAGUACGAAGUUAUUCACAUGAGGUGGUAACGCUAUGGUAUCGUGCACCGGAUGUUCUUAUGGGAUCACGGCAAUAUUCUACAUCUAUCGAUGUAUGGUCAGCUGGAUGUAUAUUUGCAGAAAUGGCAUCCGGAAGACCUUUAUUUCCGGGUAGCUCAAUCAAGGAUCAACUAUUAAGAAUAUUUAAAGUUUUAGGAACUCCAACCGAAGAUACGUGGCCUCGAGUUUCACAGUUACCGGAAUACAAAAAAUUAAUAGAAUAUCAACCAGAAAAACGUAUUAAUGCCGAAGAUGCACUUAAACAUUUAUAUUUUGAAGAAAUUCGUAAAAAGGAAACAUCACAACAACAUCAUUCACCUUCUGUGUAA
This is a messenger RNA of Diversispora eburnea, 2073 nucleotides long. The record is from the annotation of a GenBank genome assembly. Lineage: Eukaryota; Fungi; Glomeromycota; Glomeromycetes; Diversisporales; Diversisporaceae.